This is a messenger RNA of Akanthomyces muscarius, 7941 nucleotides long. RefSeq lists its product as uncharacterized. The coding region runs from base 1 to 7941 and encodes 2646 amino acids. Gene Ontology annotation, cellular component: nucleolus; 90S preribosome; small-subunit processome. The record is from RefSeq and is a predicted model, not a curated record. The transcript has a single exon. Lineage: Eukaryota; Fungi; Ascomycota; Sordariomycetes; Hypocreales; Cordycipitaceae.
AUGCCGUCCAAAUCAUCAGGGCGCAUUGCCAAAGUGCGCAAGAAUAAAUACUCGACUCCCCAUGAAAAGAACCACCGAUGGCAGUCCUUCAACGACAAGAUUGCCCAGUUCAACUCGCUGCAGCCGCUGCGGCGAGUCCGCCGCCACGAUCUCGACACCGAGGACCUCUCGGCCGCGACAUCGUACUUCCAGACGGCCCUGCAAAAAUGGAACGAGCUCAACAUCGGCCGGUGCUUCGUCUCGUUCAAGCAAAAGGUGCUGCCGCUGAGCGAGAGCCUGCCGCAGAUUCUGCACUUUGAGACGCGCAUCAUGGACCUGCUCGAGGAGCACAUUGCCAUGCAGGACAAGGACGGGCUGGAGCCGCUGCUGGACCUGCUGACGGCCUUUGCCCACGACCUGGGCUCGCGCUUCGAAAAGUACUACGAGAGGAGCCUGGCGCUCAUCAUUGCCAUUGCGAUCCGCCCGCAGCCCGCCGACGUGAUUGAGUGGACGUUUGGCACGCUCGCCUUCCUCUUCAAGUACCUGUCCAAGCUGCUGGUGCCCGACGUGCGCCCGACGUACAAGGUCAUGGCUGUGCUGCUCGGCAAGACUCGCCUGCCGGGCCACGUUGCCCGCUUCGCCGCCGAGGCCGUGAGCUUCCUGGUGAAGAAGGCGGCCGCGCCGUCGCACCGCGAGACGGCCCUGGUCGGCCUCGUCGAGCACAUCCGCGACGACCUGGUCGGCAUGGUCGACGACAAGCAGUUUACGCUCUACAACGACGGCGUCAUGACCAUGUUUGCCGAGGCCAUCAAGGGCACCGAGGGCAACAUCCACUCGGCCGGCGCCGCCAUCCUCGCGACCCUCAUGGAUGCGAUCCCCGAAGACGAAAAGAAGCUCGCCACGAGGCAGGUCUGGACGGACGUUGUCUGCGGCGUCCUCACGAGCACGAUACACCACUGCCGUGAGGAGCACUUUGACGACUACGCCGAAGCAAUCUUUGAUGCUAUUGAGCAAAAGGCCGUUGCCGUCGCGAUGCCCCCUCCGGCUUGGGGCACGAUUCCACAUAUUCGAAUACUCGGCACGCUGGCAGGCGUGCGCAAGGGCUCCCGCAUCAGCAACUGGAACCGCCUGAUCCAGCAGCUCGUCGCCCUGCUCGCCAAGAUGGUGCCGUACCCGUCGGCCGAUGAGCUGAGCCAGGAGGAGAGCAACAACCUGUGGUCCCGCGUGCUGGUCAACGUGGCCAUUGCGUGGCACCACGCCCCCGUCGACGCCCUCGUCCCGCACCUCGCCUCGCUGCUGCAGUCGCUGACGCGCGAGCCGCUGAUGCGGUGGUUCAUACCCUUCUGCGCGCUCUUCUGCGCGCUGGACCCGCGCCGCUUCGGCAGUCUACUGCGCGGCGACUUUCAAAAGUUUCUCGCGGCGCACUGGUCGCGCGGCAGCGGCGGCGGCGCACACGGGUGGUCCAACGAGGAGAUGCUCUGCACGCUGCUACCCAAGAUGAUGGAGAACCGCGCGUUCCCGCCGCCGAGCGACAAGCACGCCUGCAAGCUGCCCCAGAGCUGGCAGGACCAGAUUGUGUCCAAGUUUGAGAACCUCGAGAUUUCGCCGUUCCCGGAGCGUGGACCCUACAACAAGGACCCUCAGGUCUGGCGGGAUCGCUGCUUGCCGAAAUAUGCAGCCCUGCUUCAGAUUCUCGAACUGACUUCGGUGCAUCCCUCCACCAAUGCCCGCAUCGCCGAGCUCCUGCUCAAAAAGCUCAAGCUUGCGCUGCGGCCGUCGUCCACACUCGACUCUGACGAAGUGCGCUUCAUUGUCGGUCCCGGGUUCCAUGCAUACUUGGGUAUGAGCAAGGCAGCGGGCGUCAUUGACUCGAACCUAAGUCGACUCCUUCGUGCUGCUCUCCCUCGAUUUGCCCGCUCUGUCGGUUUCCUGCGAUCAUAUCUCACCUAUGUAUCUUCUGUUUCUGGCAGUGCGUCGCCAGAUGAGCACACUGCCGGCGAAGAAACCUCAUCAGAAACCGAUCCCGCCAUUGCGUCCCUUAUUGAGAACCUCGGCUCUCCUUCACAUGAAAUUCGCCUCACCUCCUUACGCCUACUACAAUACAUGGAUAAAUCCGCUGCCGUCAUUGACGCCAUGCUGCAGAUUGAAGAGACUCCUCUCCAUCUGCAAAAUACGAGAAGCAUUGGCAUGCUCAUGCGCAAGCUCGGCCAAGACUAUGCCCACGUGAACAGCUUCAGCUGGGUCAGCACAGCCGUUCCGUCUUUCCUUUUCGGAAUGCUCACCGUGAAGCUCUCGCCCGUGUGGGACGAUGCCACUGAGACCCUGAAACACAUUGCCCAGUCCAAGACUGGCGAGGAGGCUAUUGCCAAGAUUGCGUUUCGGUGGAUCGAAGUGCCCUCGCCGCGAUGGAAGGCCGCGAUGGGCGACGGAUCUGCCACUCAAAGACCCGUCCUAUCAGAUUUCGACUGCACGGCGUACAUCUACCUGUCAAGAGCAGGGCAAAUGGUCCAUGAAGAUGCGGUCGGUGCAGCGACCAAGAUGCUAGAAAAAUUUGACCAAGAACAGCAACUCGUGGAGAAUAUUCCCGAGUUUGCACGAAACCGUGCCCUCAGAGUAUUCAACGCCCUUCCCGCCAUUGCGGAGAAGAGAUCGCGCCAGCUGGUGCCUCACUUGCUCUGCUGGGCGAGCGAGUCAGAGGACACGGCAGAAGAUGCAACUGACGAGGAUGCCGGGACAGAAGAGGAUAAGAACUGGUCGCUGGCCGACAGAAAGAGCAUCAUUGGCGUCUUUUCGCAAUUCGUCAAUCCCAAGGUUCUGUAUCAGCACGAAAAAGUCUACGAUGCGCUGCUGCGACUCCUCGAAAAUGGUGACAUUGAGGUGCAGAAGCUCGCGCUCAAGGGCAUCCUGGCUUGGAAGCAGGAGGGUGUAAAGGCGUAUCAAGAAAACCUCGAGUUCCUCCUGGACGAAGCACGCUUCAAGAACGAAAUUGCCGUCUUUUUACAGGAUGACGAGCUCAUCAAGACUGCCCAUAAGCCGCAGCUCAUGCCCGUUCUCCUACGCCUGCUGUACGGCCGCACCAUUUCCAAAAAAGGCGCUGCGAGCGGUCGCCACGGCUUACAGGCUACGCGUCUGGCCGUCAUUCGAAACCUUACUCUUCAAGACAUGGGUGACUUUCUCGACAUUGCCAUGGGCAAGCUUCGAGGCGUGCAAGUCGUCGGAAAGUCGGCGGUUCAGACGAAGGCGUCUUUCAGCGAGCCUAUCAUUACUCCCCGCCAACAAGUUGGUUUCCUAAACAUGAUCUCGUCCUUGAUCACGGAAAUGGGCAGCAAUGUGUCACAAUACAUGGAAAAGGUGCUCAGCCCAGUGCUGUACUGCCUCGUCUACGCCUGUCGAAAUUUGAGAGACGUAUCCCCCGAAGCUGAAGAGAGUGACAAGGCAAGCAGUGCGUCGCUGCUCCGUGUCGUUCGCGUGACUGGUAUCAAGUGCCUCAUUUCGCUUUUCCAGAACGCACAGGACUUCCAGUGGGAGCCGUAUCACGACCUCAUUAUCGAAGAGAUUGUGGCACCAAGGAUCGAAAACCUUGCCGCCGAGACGACCCAAGGUGUUUCCGGACUCAUGCACCUGUUCUUCACCUGGUCCGUUCUGCCCAAGUCGGCCCUGUUCCUCGCACCCCACGGCACAUACUUGCCGGUUGGUGUCUUGCCAAGCGUCGUGGACUGCAUCACGGCGGCAAAGACAAAGGACGACGUCAAGAUUCACUCGCUCGAGAUUUUGCGCAACCUCGUCAAGCUGGCCGUUGCCCCUGCCAGUGAAUCCCAGUUCAACGAGCUGAUCAAGGUGGAACUGCUAGACGCCAAUGUGAAGCAGAUUUUGGCGAGCAUCACCAAAGUUCUGGAGGAGCAGACCGUCGGUCACUCGCUCCUCGAGGCAUGUGUCGAGACUAUCCUGGCGUUUGCCGUCGUUGUCCAAGACAUUGCGAAUAUUCAGUCCGUCAUCCGCAUCUCAAGCUACCUGCUGAACCAGCCUCCACGACGUGUUAGCCCCAAGACCAAGGGUCGUAUCCUGCUCAUCGUCGAGAGCUUCGUAUCCAUGGACCAUGCGGGACAAGACCCCAAGCUGCUGCAACAGGUAUACGAUACGCUUUCGUCGCUAUUCGGCUAUUUCAAGGACCGCGAAAACAGACAAUCGCUGGCCCGCGCUCUGCUGGCUCUUUCCAAGCAGGAGCCCGAAGUUGCGGUCGUCGCUAGCCUUUGCAACGAGCUCAACUCAUACAAGGAGGGCCGCCUGGAUGAGCCAGACUAUGACCGACGCCUCAAUUCGUUCAACACCAUUGUAGCUGUGCGCAAGGUGGCUUGGACUCCGAAACAGUGGCUACCGGUGCUGCACAACCUCAUCUUCUUUAUCCGCGAUGACCAGGAAUUCGGUGUCUUGUCGACCAACUCUGCCGACGGUCUGCGACGAUUCGUUCAAAAUGUCGCUGAUGCCCAGCCCGCGAACGUCAAGACCGUCUUUGAAGAGACCCUCAAGAGUGUUCUCAUGCCUGCUGUGUAUUCGUGCGCCCGCGACCCCUCUGAGACGGUGCGCCGCCAGACACUCCGCGUGUUCGGUUUCCUGCUCACUACCAUGCCCGACUGGGCGCCCGUUGCCGACCUCAAGGGCUUGCUGGUGGAACAACAUGAAGAAUCGACCGAGCCUGCAUUCUUCUUCAACCUGCUGAGCCCUGCCGUUGCGCGCCAGCUCGAGGCCCUCAAGGCUCUGGAGGCUGCGAACCAAUCUCACGAGAUGGGCAGCCAAAACCUGGCUCAAUUCUUCAUCCCGCUGCUAGAGCACUUCAUUUUUGGGCGUGAGGACGGCACAGACGACCACGGUCUCGGUGCACAGGCCACUACAACUAUUGGAACAUUGGCCAUGUCUCUCCACUGGAACCACUACCGCACUACUCUCCAGCGAUACAUCAGCUACGUUGGAUCCAAGCCGGAGCUGCAAAAGCAAACAGUCCGUCUUUGCGGCCGAUUUGCGGAUGCUCUUAGCGCCUCUAUGGAGAGCAAGGAUGAUGCCAUGGAGAUAGAUGGCGAAGAUGCCCCAGCGCCAGCUCAGAAGCAACGCCUUGCCACGAGCACUUCCAAGACUCAGCUCCCGGUCGACAUUUCGGAAUACUUUCUGCCGCCACUCACAAAAUACCUUCACGAAAAAAAUGAGUCCGAAGUCAGUUAUCGUGUGCCGGUCGGUGUUAUCAUUGUCAAGCUUCUCAAGCUCCUGCCGGAGCAGCUGAUGAACCAGAAGCUUGCUGGAGUCUUGACCGACAUCUGUCAUAUUCUGCGCAGUAAGAACGAGGAGUCGCGAGACUUGACUCGUGAUACGCUGGUGCAGAUUGCCGUUGUCCUCGGGCCCGGCUUCUUCGGCUUCCUUCUCAAGGAGCUCCGAAGUGCCCUGACGCGCGGCUACCAGCUGCACGUUCUGUCUUACACCAUGCACUCCAUCCUGGUCGCCUCGGUGCCCUUGUUUGGCCCUGGUGAUCUCGACCACUGCCUCUCGCCCAUUGUCACCAUCAUCAUGGACGACAUCUUUGGCGUCGUUGGACAAGAAAAAGAUGCUGAUGGCUACACGACACAGACAAAGGAAAUCAAGGGCAGCAAGAGUCAGGACUCAAUGGAACUGGUUGCAAAGACCGCCUCCGUGACGCAACUCAUUCGCCUAGUGAAGCCGAUCCAGGCUCUGCUCAUGGAAAGGGUGGACCUCAAGAUGGUGCGCAAGAUUGACGCGCUCAUGUCCCGCAUUACCGUCGGCCUGCUGCAGAACCCGGCCGCGGAGAGCCGCGACACUCUUGUAUUCUGCUAUGAAGUCAUUCAAGAAGUCUACGACAGCCAGAAGCCACAGGUAGAGAAAAAGAUGGACCCCAGAGUGCGGAAGUACCUCGUUCAGAAGGGUGCCAAGAAGAGCGACCGAGGCAAAGCGGCCAAGCAUACUUACAAACUCAUGCGAUUCGCAUUCGAUAUUUUGCGCGCUAUGCUCAAGAAGCACGAUAGCCUGCGAACACCCGAGAACCUUGCUGGCUUCUUGCCCAUCAUUGGUGACGCUAUUGUAGAUGGUGAGGACGAGGUCAAGAUUUCGGCUUUCCGUCUACUGGCAGUCAUUGUCAAGGUUCCCAUGGGUGAUGACGGAGCCAACCUCUUCAAGGUCACUGUCAGAGAAGCCACCAAGAGCAUCUCCACGUCGACAUCUACCACGACCGACCUGGCACAGGCCGCGCUGAAGCUGCUGUCCGUCCUCUUGCGCGAUCGACGCGAUGUGAUUGUCAAGGAUGCGGCGGCCGACAUGCUCCUCGGGAAACUCAAGGACGACUUUACCGAGCCGCUGUAUCGCCACGUCACGUUUAACUUUUUGCGAUCCGUCCUCGAGCGUCGCAUCGAAACAGCCGCGGUGUACGACACUCUCGACCAUGUUGGCACUGUCAUGAUUACCAACCCCGACAAGGACACACGAGAUCUGGCCCGCGGUGCGUUUUUCCAAUUUAUCCGCGAGUACCCGCAGAAGAAGGCUCGCUGGGCCAAGCAGCUCGAUUUCAUCGUUGCCAACCUCAAGUAUGAUCGCGAGGGCGGUCGUCUGUCCGUCAUGGAGAUGCUUCACCUGCUUCUCAUGAAGGCCUCCGACGAGUUUGUGCAGCAGGUGGCGUCGACUUGCUUCCUGCCGCUCUUUUUUGUCCUCGCCAACGACGAGAGCGAAAAGUGCCAGCUGUCGGCUGGUGAGCUCAUCAAGGAGAUUCUCCAAAAGGCCGACAAGGAGCGCAUACAGCAGUUCCUCACGCUGCUGCGGUCAUGGCUCGAUAAGAAGGACAACCUUCCGGUGCUGCGACUGGGCUUGAUGGUCUUUGGGUACUAUUUCGAGGCAAACGAAGACGCCGCCAAGAAUAAAAAGGACUACAAGCUUGUGCUCUCUACUAUUGGAGAAUUACUGGCCCAGGAUGUUACCGAGCUUGAUGCAGAUCUCGUCAGUACCAUCAUUGCCACGGUGCAAUUAUUCACUGUGCAGUAUCCAGAGCGCAUCCUCACACCCGAGAACGAACAGCUGUGGAUCAAUGUCGCGCUUUGCCUGCAGCACCAGGAUGUCAAUGUGCGCUUGGUAACAAUUCGCUUGAUCGCCGUGUAUCUUGGCGACUUUGCGAAGCAGAGCGGCAGCACGCCUCCCGGGCAAGCGCUCAAGGGAUCUUAUGGCCUUGCGUUGCCCGUGGAGAAGCUGCAGGACUACGUGCGCCUGGGUUUGAACGUUCUGGGUGGCAGCCAAGUCGACGAGGCACUGGCCAAGGAAGUCACGCAGGUCAUCAUCUUCCUUGGACCGCGCCUUGCCGACGUACCCGAGAAGAAGACGGCCGAAGACGACGGUGAUCCGGAGGAAGAGGAAGAAGAAGAAGAGGACGAAGCAGCUGACCAAGACGAGGAAGACAUCACCCAGCGGCCCCGCGACAUUGGCUACCUCUUCUGGCGCCUGUCGCACAUCCUGCGCAAGGAGAUUCGCCCGCGCAGCUACGCCAUCGUGCCCAAGGUGCACGCCAUGGAGGCGCUCGAGACCAUUGCCCGGCGCAUCCCCGCGGACCGGCUGCGGCCGUCGCUGCGCAAGGUGCUGGAGCCGCUGCACCACCUGACGGACCCGUCGAUCCCGGUGCCGUUCAGCGCCGACGAUGAGUUCCGCGCGCGGCUUGAGGGCAUCAAGACGCGCGCGCAGAUCAUGAUGGACGCGCUGCAGAAGAAGUUUGGCACGGCCACGUACACGCGGCUGCUGCUCGAGGUGCGCGAGGCGGUGCGCAGGCGCCGGCAGCGACGGUCCAGCAAGCGCAAGAUUGAGGCGCUCGCGCAGCCGGAAAAGUACAGCCGCGACAAGAGGAAGAAGCUGGACCGCAACAAGGAGAGGCGCAAGGUGCGGUCCUCGGAGCAAAAGACGAUGCGACAGACGUACAAAACGUGGUAG